Molecule: messenger RNA, 6662 nt
Organism: Rhineura floridana
Lineage: Eukaryota; Metazoa; Chordata; Lepidosauria; Squamata; Rhineuridae
Gene: ACBD5
Product: acyl-CoA binding domain containing 5
Exons: 14
Coding region: 173-1681 (502 amino acids)
Biological process (GO): autophagy of peroxisome; fatty acid metabolic process
Cellular component (GO): peroxisome
Molecular function (GO): fatty-acyl-CoA binding
Source: RefSeq, a predicted model, not a curated record
ACAAGAAUGAGCUAAUAGCUGCUGUUGGAAUACAUUAACAGGAGAGCCCGAGCCUUGGACAAAGGUUAGCGAAGUCUGUCACCCCAAGGGUACUUCUUGGCGAAGGGAAGCGGCAACAACGACGCGAUUCCGGGCGACGCAAUUCGGGCCCAAGUGAGGGAAGAGGCGGGAUAUGGCGGAAACGGAGAACAGAGGCGGCAGCUCGGUUCAUGAGACACGGUUUGAGGCAGCUGUCAAGGUGAUUCAGAGUCUGCCCAAAAAUGGUUCUUUCCAGCCAACAAAUGAAAUGAUGCUCAAGUUCUAUAGCUUUUAUAAACAAGCAACUCAAGGACCUUGCAAUAGUCCAAGACCUGGAUUCUGGGAUCCUAUUGGUAGAUACAAAUGGGAUGCAUGGAGCGCAUUAGGGAAUAUGCCCAAAGAAGAUGCUAUGAUUGCCUAUGUUGAAGAAAUGAAAAAGAUUCUUGAGACAAUGCCAAUGACAGACAAGGUUGAAGAACUACUACAUGUAUUAGGCCCAUUCUAUGAAAUCGUAGAGGAUAAAAAGAACAGAGGAUCUGGCAUAAUAGCAGUGUUCUGUGUUGUGAAAAUUAUCCAGCUGAGUGACAGUUCCUGGAACAAAGAACCUGGAUAUGCCAUAAUGUCUGUGCCAGCUGUGAAUGGCAAAUCUGAAAGCAGUGACAGUGGAGCAGAGUCAGAGGAAGAACCACAUCAGGAAGAAAUAACAGAAUUAAAGGAAUCUGAAAAAGAUGGUGGGAGUGUGGAACAAGAUUCAACCAUUGCGAAAGAGUUGGACAGUGUUGAUGCCAAUGGCUGCUGUGAUGAUGUCCCUAAUUUGGAAAUCCAGAGUAGCAUACAGACUAAGUCUGCUCUGAAUGGCAUAAAUAUGAAUGAAGAAAUAAAGAAGAGAGACAAAUGCCUUGAGCUACCUCUCAUUUCUAAUUUUGGGUCUUCUCACCAAGAUACCACCGAAGAGGUCUCUGGCAUUCAGCACUUGACAAGCGAUUCAGAUAGUGAAAUAUACUGUGAUUCUAUGGAGCAGUUUGGACAAGAAGAGAUCUUGGAAUCAACCAAAGAAUUUUCAAAACAUCCAUUUCAUUUCUCAGAAGUAGACCAUAGUCAUCUUCUUGGUGCUUCUGGUUUUCUUGAAAUUGGAAACUACAAGACUGAAGGUAUAAAGGAGGCUGCAACUGAAGGAAAAGGUGAAGUCAAGUGUGGUGGUGAGGAUGGAAAGACAAGUGAUGGAGGACCUCACAAAGAGAAGAAAGGUGGUGAAAAAGUUGAUUUCUACGGAAUCAGGAGAGGGAGAGGACAUAGAAUAAACCCUUUGGGUGAUGGUACCCAAGGUGGACAAAUGGGCAGUGGAGGAGAUGGAGAACGAUGGGGUUCAGACAGAGGACCAAGGAGCAGCCUCAGUGAACAAAUUGCAAUAGUGCUCAUACGGUUACAGGAAGAUAUGCAAAAUGUUCUUCAGAGAUUACAUGCACUGGAAACACUAACAGCGUCACAGGCAAGAACUGCAACUGUACAUUCAAAUAAUCAGCCUCCCUCACAUACUAAGAGACCAACAUGGUGGCCCUUUGAGGUUUCUCCUGGUACUUUACUCUUUGCUGUUUUAUGGCCCUUUGUUGCCCAGUGGAUGGUACAUGUGUAUCUUCAAAGGAGGAGAAGAAAACAGAACUGAAGAGUCAAUUUCUGAUUUUACUUAAGGACUACUAAUAUGGAGAGACUCUGGAAGGUAAAAUAAUUCAAAAGACCCACAAGAACUGCAGAUGCUGGGAUGGCUACAUCGUUCUAUUUUUUUCCUUUUGCACUACAUGGCGUACCAUACUUGAAUGAUCCAUUUUUCUUAGCUUUCAAAUAGAAUAAACACAACUUAUCCCAUCCAGCAGUCACAUGAACCUUAAAUUGUUUUGGAUUGUACUUUCUGGAUAAGCUGUCUGUAGAGUUUGAAAGAUGAUAUUACAUCUCCUACUAAGAGUGUUUCUUUUUUCCAAAGCUGGAAUGAAGACAUUCCUUCAACUAAUACAAAUCCCCCAGUAAAAUUGUUGCUUUUAACAUGGUUUGUUUUAUAAUGUCAUGCAAGACUUUCCACAUGGCAUAGAAAACAUGCAAUAAGCAAAGGAAACUGUAAACUCUAGAGUAGUCAAAGUAAUUGGAUUGUAUGAUUGCACUUAACAUCAUAGCUUUGAGAUAUUUAAGACAGAAAUUGCUGCUAUAUAGAUGAGGUAACUUUUUGGUAAACAAAUCAAAUGUUUGAGGCUACACUUCCACAGCAAACAUCACCUUUAUUUUUAAAAGCUCUUGCUAGCCAGGCAUCUUAACAUGUUAAAACAGCAGACAGAGUUUGAAUAUGGCGUGAUAGAUUCAAAACAACUUAAUAAAGAGAAUACAGUACAUAGAAUGACCCUGGCACCCCUAAGCCAUAUUGAAAUCAGCAGGAUGUGAAUGUACAGUGGCUUAUUGAAAUCAAUGGAAUAAAAAUUUAAGUACAUCUAGAUUGCAUCAAAAGGCAGCAAUGUGCUUAACAGUUUAGUGAAAAUAGCUUACAUAUUCACUUAAAAGGUGCUGAAUUUUAGCUGAGUUACAUAUGCACUUAGAAGGUGCUCAAAAACUAGCUCAACAUUUCUGUCCCAGUAGAAAUAGGCUUUUGUGCAUGGAUUGGCUUGAGUGCCAAUGCCAGUGACUGCUGCUGCAGGGGAACUCUUCAUCCAGUAACUAAAGGUGGAUAACUUGUGCUACCUUUGCAGCCUAGGCCCAAAUUCUAUAGGAUGUUCUCACUAAGGUUAUAAACCUGUAGCUGGGCUCUAUUACUAAAUACAACAAAACAAGGAAUCGGGAACCAAUAAAUCUGACUCAAACUGCCUAUGAUAUGGGUGUGGAUGCUUUAUAGAAAAUUAAAAACGUGGAUAACUUGUACACAUCUAUCAUAGCUGAGUAAGCAAAAAUCAAUAUAGCCAGUUUAUACAAAAACAACCCCUGAAGUGCAGUAUCAAAACAUAUGACCAAACACAUUUUGACAAAGUCUUCUUCAGUGGUCAAUCAAUGUUGUUAUUGUUAGGUGCCUUCAAGUUGAUUUUGGCUUAUGGCGACCCUAUGAAUCAGCGACCUCCAUUAUAAAUCAUCCUGUUCAGAUCUUGUAAGUUCAGGACGUGGGAUUCCUUUGUGGAAUCAAUCCAUCUCUUCUUUGGCCUUCCUCUUUUUCUACUCCCUUAUGGUUUUCCCAGCAUUAUUGUCUUUUCUAGUGAAUCAUGUCUUCUCAUGAUGUGUCCAAAGCAGGAUAAACUCAGUUUCAUCAUUUUAGCUUCUAAUGAUAGUUCUGGUUUAAUUUGUUCUAAUACCCAAUUAUUGGCCUUUUCGCAGUCCAUGGUAUGCACAAAGCUCUCCUCCAACACAUUUCAAAUGAGUUGAUUUUUCUCUUACCCACUUUUUUCACUGUCCAACUUUCAAAUCCAUACAUAGAGAUCAGGUAUACCAUGGUCUGAAUGAUCCUGACUUUAGUGUUCAGUGAUAUAUCUUUGCAUUUGAGGACCUUUUCUAGUUCUCUCACAGGUGCCCUCUCCAGUCCUAGCCUUCUUCUAAUUUUUUGACUAUUGUCACCAUUUUGGGUAAUGACUGUGCCAAGGUAUUGAUAAUCCUUGACAAGUUCAACGUCCUCAUUGUCAACUUUAAAGUUACAUAAAUCUGUUGUCAUUACUUUUAAUCUUCUUGACAUUCAGCUGUAGUCCUGCUUUUGUGCUUUCCUCUUUAACUUUCAUCAGCGUUCAUUUGAAAUCAUUUCUGGUUUCUGCUAAGAGUAUGGUAUUGUUUGCAUAUCUUAAAUUAUUGAUAUUUCUCCCUCCAAUUUUCACACCUCCUUCAUCUUGGUCCAUUCCCGCUUUCUAUAUAUGUUCUGUGUAUAGAUUAAACAAAUAGGGUGGUAAAAUACACCCAGUCUCACAUCCUUUCCGAUGGGGAACCAGUCGGUUUCUCCAUAUUCUGUCCUUACAAUAUCCUCUUGUCCAGAGUAUAGGUUGCGCAUCAGGACAAUCGGAUGCUGUGGCACCCCUAUUUCCUUUAGAGCAUUCCAUAGUUUUUCAUGAUCUACACAAUCAAAGGCUUUGCUGUAAUCUAUAAAGCACAGGGUGAUUUUCUUCUGAAAUUCCUUGGUCUGUUCCGUUAUCCAACGUAUGUUUGCAAUAUGAUCUCUGGUACCUCUUCCCUUUCUAAAUCCAGCUUGGACGUCUGGAAUUUCUCACUCCAUAUUGUAUACCUUCAGGGUUGUUUUGGAUUACCAGAGAUGAAAUGCAGACAAGAGGUUUGCUUACAAAGAGUUAAAAUUUAUUGAGUAACUUACAGCAUUCAGCCAAGUAUUCCCAAUAAAAGUGGAUCAGUCCCACCGCUCUGCAGUAGCGGACGUCAGAGACUGAACACCCAUACCGGGCACAGAUCAGGUUUAUAUAGCAUAAAUCUUGGCAUAUCUCAUUGGCAUACACAUGCAGUUACAUAUAUGAUUGAUGAGAGUAUACACUUUGAAGUAACAUAUAAUGACAUCUGUUGCAUAUAAUUGGCUGUUCUGACCUUUUCACAGAACACCUUCAAAGCAGACUAAUUGCUAGAAAACUAUAGUAUCUUCCCAGGUGCGCCUUGGUAUCCUCCCUUGGCAAACAUAGCUAUCAUCUUUAUCUUCAUCUCUACUAACAAGCAUAGUUUAUCAUUGACCUUUACUUGACUUGUAUACUAGCUGCACUAGCUGCUCAUUGACCGUCCUUUCGACCCAUCCACCUGUCUAUGCUAAACAACAUGCUUACUCUUGAAUCUAUGCCUAAUUGAGCUCCUUUGAUAUUCCUUUAACUAACAAGGUACAUUCCCAGCAUCAUACUGGGCAAGCCUUAAUAUUCUCAUUAAAACACCUAGAUUAGACUGCAGGUGGCUAUGAGGUGAUCUGACAUACCCAAAGAUGCUGGGGCCUGAAAGGGGAAUACAAGCCUCCAGGCUUUGCUAACAAAUACAUAUUGAAUAUAUAUUGAUUAACUUAAGGCUAUAACAGCUUGCUUUAGGCCUCUACUUGCUGGCUGGAAAUACCAAAUUGGUACAGGGUAUACACAUAUAUGGUAAGAGCCUUUGUUGUAGAAUCUUGAGCAUUACUUUACUUGCAUGGGAUAUUAAGGCAAUAGUUCCAUAAUUACUGCAUUCCCUAGGAUCCCCUUUCUUUGGAAUUGGGAUGUAUAUUGAACUCUGAGUUAACAGCAUUUUAAAAUACUUGUGUAAACUUUAGAACUAAAUAAUUUUAUUAAAUUGGUUUAAAUUAGGAAGACAGCCUUACAGUGCUCACAUAAUUGGAUAGUAUCAUCUAUAUAUAUAUUUUGGUGUUGUAUUUAAGAAAUCUACAGAUCUUAUUUCUACAUUUUUUAAUGGAGUUGUGCUGUGAAUUGUUACAUAGAUUUAUGCUGAAUUGCAUAUUUGUUGUUUGUACAUUGAUUGACCACUGAAGAAGACUGUCAAAAUGUGGUUGAUCAUGUUUUGAUAUUGUACUUCAGGGGUUGUUUUUGUAUAUACUGGCUAUAUUGACUUUUGCUUACUCAGCUAUGAGAUGUGUACAAGUUAUCCACGUGUUUUUAAUUUUCUAUAAAGCAUUCACAUCCAUAUCAUAAGUAGUUUGAGUCAGAUUUUUUGGUUCCCAAUUCCUUGUUUUAUAUUUCAGUUUGUUGGGACAUACUUUUUGGGUUGUUUUACUAAAUACAACAGGCAGGGCUUAUAUGAUUGACUUAAUGUUCCUCCAUAUCAGGAAUUCCAUAUAUGUAAUAAAAGUCUGGAAGGUUAUAUUAGAGAGCUUCUCAUAUACUUCUUUAUGGAGGAUUUAAAAAAACAUGGACAGGCAUUAGCUCCUGUCUGCUGUUGUAACAGUCCUGGCACAGGUUUAGCACACAUCAGUGCAAUUUGGACCCUUAUCUCAGUCCAGCUAGCCCCUUCCUGCUUAAAAAACAACUGAUCACCACUGUCAGCUUAGACUACGCCAUCUGUGUGUGUGUUCACAUAUAAGUACUCUGAGGCAGCAAUUGGCAAUUUGCUGUCUUUGGAGUUUGCUGUGCCCAGUCUAUUCCUUUUAAAAACUUAAGUGCAAUAAUUAAAUAUUUUUACCAUUUAUGGCCUUUUCCCAUGCCAUUACCCUUUAUAACCUUUACUUUCCUGUAAACACUUUCAAAACAAUUUUAGCAUUGUCAGUUUAUUAAAUUUUUACUUCAUAUUUUUAUUAAACAGAUACCUAUUUGAGUAACAGGCUGAUGAUGUUUGGGAUAGCAUCUCUAAAAAUAUAAUUGGAAUUAACUUUUUUAAUGGAAAAUGAGAGUUAAUUAACAUCACAUUUCUUUGUAUGUUAUUAAAAAUCAACCUAAAGUGAUUGUUUCUCAGAUGCUAUGGUGAAAAUAAAAUGUAUUAUGCCAGAUCAUGAAAACAGAGCAGCAACUCUGAAGAUGCUUACUCCUACAUGAGCAUACUGCAGUCAAUUACCUACUUUAGAGUAAGUAAUUUCUGGAUUGUGACAUGUUUUACACUGUGUAACUCUUCAGAAUGGGAAAUGUUUUCUGCUCUGAUGGCCUUGAAAGAUGGAAAAGCACCUUCAUAUCUGUUAUAUGCUAUAAAAAAUGUAAUUACAGUUAUUAAAAUUUCUGCCCUGUUUAAUAGAA